Molecule: messenger RNA, 2773 nt
Organism: Lates calcarifer (barramundi perch)
Lineage: Eukaryota; Metazoa; Chordata; Actinopteri; Centropomidae
Gene: prkab2
Product: protein kinase, AMP-activated, beta 2 non-catalytic subunit
Exons: 8
Coding region: 196-1002 (268 amino acids)
Biological process (GO): signal transduction
Cellular component (GO): nucleotide-activated protein kinase complex; nucleus; cytoplasm
Molecular function (GO): protein kinase binding
Source: RefSeq, a predicted model, not a curated record
CGUUAUAUCAGUCGACACCGACGUUGUGAAUUAAAUAUACAUUAGCCAGCUAGCUUGUUAGCGGUUAGAAAGUGACAGCGAACGACUAGCUAACUGUCAGCUGCGGCUAAAAAUAUUCUCCUGCCGAAGUAAUCUUCAGUGGGCACAGCUGAACAGACAGCGGGGAGACUGUAGUACUGUAAAUAGUGAGGCGUUAUGGGAAACACAAGUGACAGGGUGUCUGGAGAUCGCCAUGGAGCUAAAGCCCACCGCUCAGACAGCAGUGGCAGUCAAAAAGACCAAGAACCCAGCAGCAAGAUGGUGGACAGCACAGAUGACCCCAACAUCUUCAACACACAUGGGCCUGAGUCCAAGGCGUUAGGAGAGAAAGAGUUCACGCCAGAUCUGGAUGACCUGGUGAAGACCGGCCCUCAGGCUCGACCCACUGUGAUCCGAUGGGCGGGUGGAGGGAAGGAGGUCUACAUAGCUGGCUCCUUUAAUAACUGGAACACAAAGAUACCACUGAAUAAGAGCCAUAAUGACUUCGUAGCGAUCCUGGACCUACCUGAAGGAGAGCACCAAUACAAGUUUUUUGUGGAUGGGCAGUGGGUCCACGAUCCCUCAGAGCCAGUGGUAACCAGCCAGCUCGGCACCAUCAACAACCUGAUCCAGGUGAAGAAGUCUGACUUUGAGGUGUUUGAUGCCCUGCAGGUCGACUCUCUGGAGUGCUCAGACACAUCAGAUUUGUCCAGCUCCCCUCCAGGUCCGUAUGGACAGGAGCAGUACAUCUUCAGACCAGAGGAGCAUUUCAAAGCCCCACCAAUUCUCCCUCCUCACCUCCUUCAAGUCAUACUCAACAAAGACACCAAUAUAUCUUGUGACCCUGCCCUGCUGCCCGAACCCAACCACGUCAUGCUAAAUCACCUCUACGCUCUCUCAAUAAAGGAUGGAGUGAUGGUGCUGAGCGCGACUCACAGAUACAAGAAGAAAUAUGUCACUUCUCUGCUUUACAAGCCCAUCUAAACCUGCACAGUGCAUUUAGAAAGCAGCCUGUUUGUACUCUGCCAUUUUUUGUUUGUUUGUUUGUUUUGUUUUUUAUGAUCACCUUUAGCCAAAUCUUGCACUGAAACCAGUUUACAGGUGAGCUCAAGGCCAGUGGCUGUGACUGCAGCUUGGUUUUUUUUUAAAAAGGUUGCACUUCGGUCUACAUAGGGCUGUGAACAAAAGUAGCGAAGUGUGCAUAUAUGUGCGUGUAGGGUGUCGGCGAGAUGAAAACCAUACCGUGGCUUUUACCUGUGACAUCAACAGACAGAUAAGAGACUGACUAAAUCACUGUGUGUAUUGAGUGUUUGCUGCACCUUCUGAUUACGUGCAUGUUUGUGUGUAAAAAGGAAUUUUUUCGGGUGUGUAUCUGUGUCAUUUUGGCAGGUAGAGGAUCUGUUAACGAUCUGUUUCAUGAACGCUCUCAUUAAGUGCGGGACUUUUGAGUGUUUCUGGUGUGGAUCGACAGAUUGAUUUUGAAGUGUUGCGUCAGCUUAUCCUCCUUCAACUGAUUUGGUGAAACUUUUAACUAACUGACUUGACGUUUCUCUUGGAGAGUGCGUGCAGAGUCACAGAAUGACUUGAUCAUGCCUGCCAUCAGGUUGGAGGUGCUGAUGAGAGCAGCAGACUUGGCUUUGCUUGAACAUGUGGUGCAAUAAUCUGCAAAAGAAAAGGACUGAACUUUGUUUAGAGGUUAGCAGUGGAAACCAUCUGAUGUUGUCAAAACACAUUAGAUGAGUGGACUUACUUACAAUUUCAGUUUUGUUAUUUGUAAUCGCCACUUUAAGUGGAGUACUCGUCUGUUUCAAGAGAAAAUCCACUUUCCAAAUGUGGAAUGGUGGUCAGAGGUCAGUGUUUAGUUCUGUUGUUGCCUUUAUCUUGACAUAAUUUCGCAAGCACUUUACCAUCCUGUGAGCAGGAGUGUCAUUAGAAGCUUUUAACUAUGCAGCAGACAACUCUUGUACUGUAGUUUCUCUGGUCUGUUGAACCCAAUUAGUGCUUUCCUUUUCUUUCUUUUUUUUUUUUAGAUAUGAUAAACUUGCAGUGCUUUGUACGUGUGCAUCUGUACUGAGUUCUAUUUAUCAAAUAGAAAUGUACUGUAUCUGUUACAUGUAUAAUCACACACAGAGGCGUGUGCAACUUGCUGCUUUGCAUGCAUUGAAUGUGUGUAACUUAUGAGGAUUUGGCACCCUUACUGAGCGUGGUUCACAUUCAGAAGCAGAUCGACCGCGAACACCUCGAAAUGUGAUCAGACGCACAUUUUUAGAUGAAUAAACAGGGCUAUGAGUAUGAAUAGUUGCUAUGAAUUUAAACGUACAAGGUUUGCUCACAUGUGUGUGCUUAAUAAGCAUUUAAGCUCAUCUGUAUUGUGAGGUAUGGUGGCUUUAAAAGUUAUUUUUGUCUCUUGUAAGUCGUGUUGUUUAAUUGUCUGCACUUACACAGUAUAUACCCACAGUUGAUACACUUUACAGAUCCAUAAAAGGGGCUUUCAUGAAUCCUGUUGGUGAUCAACUAGAUGCUGAAAGUAUUUUCUGAAUGUUGAGCCUUGCCAAGUUUUGUCCAGAGUUUUUAAGACUUACAGAUAUGAUAAGGGAGUACGGACAAACAAAAUGGUGAAUUAAGGCUAGAAUCCAAAACUUGAAUUUUACAACUGUUUCAUGAAUGUUUUAAAAUGCUUUGCAGAACCAGUGUGAAGAUUCACUGUAUGAGGUUUUACUUGUUUGCAAAUAAAGAGAGGACAUGCUUGUCCCUA